This is a messenger RNA of Myripristis murdjan (pinecone soldierfish), 3684 nucleotides long. RefSeq names its product hexokinase-1-like. The record is from RefSeq and is a predicted model, not a curated record. Gene Ontology annotation, molecular function: glucokinase activity; ATP binding; mannokinase activity. Gene Ontology annotation, cellular component: cytosol; mitochondrion. Bases 258 to 3029 code for a protein of 923 amino acids. Gene Ontology annotation, biological process: carbohydrate phosphorylation; glucose 6-phosphate metabolic process; glucose metabolic process. The transcript is spliced from 19 exons. NCBI's taxonomy places the organism in Eukaryota, Metazoa, Chordata, Actinopteri, Holocentriformes, Holocentridae.
CUGUGCGCCUGUGUGCGUGCGCAGAGUCGCAGACCAGCAGGCACGGCCACUGCUGCACUCUGGUUUCACCAUACUUUCCUGCCCUCGUCUCUCCUCGGCUCUCUGACAGAGGCAGCUCGGGCUUUUUGCUUCGCUUCGGGAGAAAAAGGGAUCAGCCGGGGGGGCAGCAGAGAGUGGACGGCAGCCUUCCUCUCCCUCCGUUUUCACUCUAUCCACCCCUUUGCUCGCUGACAGCUCCUGGCGGACGUGCAGGAAAGAUGAUAGCGGCUCAGCUUCUGGCCUACUACUUCACCGAGUUGAAGGAUGAUCAGCUCAAAAAGAUCGAUAAGUACCUGUACUCGAUGCGUUUCUCGGACGAGACGCUGAAGGACAUCAUGAACCGGUUCCGCAGGGAGAUGGAGAACGGGCUCGGCCGUGACACCAACCCCACCGCCACCGUCAAGAUGCUGCCCACCUUCGUCAGGUCCAUCCCUGACGGAUCAGAGAAGGGAGACUUCAUCGCUCUGGACCUCGGGGGGUCGAACUUCCGGAUCCUGCGCGUCAAAGUGACGCAGGACAAGAAGCAGCCGGUGCAGAUGGAGAGCCAGGUGUACGAGACUCCUGAUGACAUCAUCCACGGCAGCGGGACGCGGCUCUUCGACCACGUCGCAGACUGCCUGGGAGAUUUCAUGGAGAAGCAAAGCAUCAAGGACAAAAAGUUACCUGUCGGAUUCACGUUCUCCUUCCCCUGCAACCAAAGCAAACUGAAUGAGGCUGUCUUGGUGACGUGGACAAAGAAGUUUAAAGCCAGCGGCGUGGAAGGCAUGGAUGUUGUGAAGCUUCUCAACAAGGCCAUCAAGAAACGAGGGGACUAUGAGGCAGACAUCAUGGCGGUGGUGAACGACACAGUCGGCACCAUGAUGACCUGUGGGUUCGACGAUCAGCGCUGUGAAGUGGGCAUCAUCAUAGGCACGGGGACGAACGCCUGCUACAUGGAGGAGCUGCGUCACAUCGACCUGGUGGAGGGCGACGAGGGCCGGAUGUGCAUCAACACCGAGUGGGGGGCCUUCGGGGACGACGGCUCCCUGGAGGACAUCCGCACAGAGUUUGACCGUGAGAUAGACAGAGGCUCCAUCAACCCGGGGAAGCAGCUGUUUGAGAAGAUGGCCAGCGGGAUGUACAUGGGAGAGCUGGUCCGACUCAUCCUGGUCAAGAUGGCCAAGGAGGGCCUGCUGUUUGAAGGACGGAUAACGCCUGAGCUCCUGACGAAAGGGAAGAUUGAAACAAAGCACGUCUCAGCCAUCGAAAAGAGCAAGGAGGGCCUAAAGAAAUGCAUGGAAAUCCUGACGCGGCUCGGAGUGGAGCCCUCGGACGAGGACUGCCUGGCCGUGCAGCACGUCUGCACCAUCGUGUCCUUCCGCUCGGCAAACCUGAUCGCCUCGACGCUGGGCGGCAUUCUCUCCCGCCUCAAGGAGAACAAGGGAGUCGCACGCCUUCGCACGACCGUCGGCAUUGACGGGUCUCUGUACAAGAUGCACCCUCAAUAUGCCCGUCGUCUCCAUAAGACGGUGCGGCGCUUGGUCCCGGACUCCGACGUCCGCUUCCUGCUGUCUGAGAGCGGGAGUGCUAAAGGCGCCGCCAUGGUGACGGCGGUGGCGUACCGCCUGGCCGACCAGGCGCGCCAGAUCGAGCGGACCUUAGCGGAGUUCCAGCUGACCAAGGUCCAGCUGCUAGAGGUGAAAAAAAGGAUGAGGACAGAGAUAGAAAGAGGCCUGGGGAAGGAAACCCACAAGGAGGCCACCGUCAAAAUGCUGCCCACCUUCGUCCGGAGUACACCAGACGGAUCAGAGAACGGGGAUUUCCUCGCUCUGGACCUCGGAGGGACAAACUUCCGCGUGCUUCUGGUAAAGAUCCGCAGCGGCAAGAGACGGACAGUGGAGAUGCAUAAUAAAAUCUACGCCAUUCCCAUAGAAGUCAUGCAGGGCACCGGAGAAGAGCUGUUCGACCACAUCGUGUACUGCAUUUCUGAUUUCCUGGACUACAUGGGGAUGAAGAGCGCCCGUCUGCCCCUGGGAUUCACCUUCUCCUUCCCGUGCCAUCAGACCAGCUUGGACGCAGGUAUUCUCAUAAACUGGACCAAAGGCUUCAAAGCCACCGACUGUGAGGGCGAGGAUGUGGUGGAGCUUCUACGGGAAGGAAUCAAAAGGAAAGAGAUGGAGGAUCCAGAGUUUGAGCUGGAUGUGGUCGCCAUAGUGAACGACACAGUGGGGACGAUGAUGACCUGUGCGUAUGAGGAGCCCACCUGUGAGGUGGGGCUGAUCGCAGGGACGGGCAGUAACGCCUGCUACAUGGAGGAGAUGAGGAACAUCGAGAUCGUGCAGGGAGACCAGGGCCGCAUGUGCGUCAACAUGGAGUGGGGGGCGUUCGGAGACAACGGCUGCCUGGACGACAUCAGGACGCAGUACGACCGCGCCGUGGACGAGAACUCGCUCAACGAAGGCAAACAGAGAUAUGAGAAGAUGUGCAGCGGCAUGUACCUGGGAGAGAUCGUCAGGAACAUUUUGAUCGACCUGACCAAGCGCGGCUUCCUGUUCCGGGGACAAAUCUCCGAGACGCUGAAGACCAGGGGCAUCUUCGAGACCAAGUUCCUGUCCCAGAUAGAGAGCGAUCGUCUGGCGCUGCUGCAGGUCAGGGCGAUCCUGCAGCAGCUGGGGCUGGACAGCACCUGCGACGACAGUAUCAUCGUCAAGGAGGUGUGCGGCACCGUGUCCCGCCGCGCCGCUCAGAUCUGCGGAGCCGGAAUGGCGGCCGUGGUGGACAAGAUCCGUGAGAACCGAGGGCUGGACCACCUGGAGAUCACCGUCGGGGUGGACGGCACGCUGUACAAGCUGCACCCACACUUCUCCAGAAUCUUCCAGCACACAGUGAAGGAGCUGGCCCCCAAAUGUGAGGUCACCUUCCUGCUAUCGGAGGACGGCAGCGGCAAGGGCGCCGCCCUCAUCACAGCCGUGGGCUGCCGCCAGAGAGAGAUGGACGCACAGCAGCAGUGAGGAGCUCCGCCCUGCCUUUCGGCCUCGAAAGCGAUUUUGCUGCUCCACGUUGACCUUCACCCGCCGCACAGCCCCAUCUCGCCAUCAUCGCCCCUUGGCAGCCGUGACUCCACCUCCGCCCCAACUGGCCCCGCCCACUGCCAGAGAGACGUGCUGAACGCAUAAGGAAUUAUAACUGAAUAGCCUAAAUAUUUAUUUAUACCACACCAGAGGGUUUAUUAUUUCAAUGUUUGUACAUUUUCCUCAGUAGCUUGUUGUCAAUAAUCUGCUAAACCUAAACUCCUUAGGUGUGGAGUAUUUGUGUAUUGCUAACUUUAUUUUUAUAUGGAGGCAAAUAUAUAAUUGUAUUUAUAUAGCGAAGGCCACUUUGAAUCCCAGAGGUCAUUAGGAUUUUGCACCACAGACACGAAAAAAAUUCCUCUGUACUUUUUAUAUAUUAGGGUUACAAGAGCAGCAUUUCAAUGUCACCUCCGAAUGGAGGAGCUCCUUCGCUGAAUGCAUUUUUACAGGCGCCACUGGUUCGCUAAACCGUUUUUUUUUUUUUUUUUUUUCUCCAAAAGGGCUCGCUGCAUAGGGUUGAAUGCAAGAGUCACGGCUGUUCAAAUCAUCCUCAUUUUAUGUACCACACACACACACACACACAUAAACACACACA